AUGCAUCGCCUAAACGGCGUCGGCCUCGCCGCCCUCGAUCGGCACACCACCACCAACAACUCCUACACCACCCUCUCCACCACCCUCUCCCACGCCCAAAUCACCCACCUCCAGGCCCAACUCACCCUCUUCCGCACCGCCCUCACCGCCUUCGCCGCAAAACACCGGACUGCAAUACUCGACUCGCCGUCGUUCAGACAUAAGUUCACACAGAUGUGUUCAAGUAUUGGAGUUGAUCCCCUUGCUGGUCCGCGUAGAGGCGGGUGGUGGGCGGAGGUAAUACCGUGGGUGGGGGAUUGGGAAUAUGAAUUGGGGGUACAAAUCGUGGAUGUGUGUGUUUCCACCAGGGAACGCAACGGUGGUAUGAUCGAGGUUGCUGAUUUGUGUAGACUCCUAAACAAGCUACGCGGUUCUCCUUCCCCUUCCCCUUCUUCCUCCUCCUCUUCAAAUUCUUCUCCCCCUUCCUCUAAUUCCUCCCCGGUAACAGAACCCGACAUCCUCCGCUCCGUCAAAACCCUGCACCCCCUCGGCGCUGGAUACACCGUCCUCACCCUCUCCGACGGGCGGAAAUACGUACGGAGCGUCCCGAAGGAGUUGGAUCAGGACCAGGCGGUAAUUUUGGCGUUUGCGAGAGGGUCUGGGAGCACUUCUACUUCCGAUGACUCCGUCUCUACCACCCUCGGCUGGACACGCGCACGCGCUACGGCUGCGCUGGAGAACAUGCUACUCCGGGACGGCCUGUGUUGGGUCGACGAGCAGGAUAGGGAGGCAGAGAGGGUGUAUUGGGUUACGAGUGCGAUGAGGUGGGAUUGA
This is a messenger RNA of Lentinula edodes (shiitake mushroom), 813 nucleotides long. RefSeq names its product EAP30/Vps36 family-domain-containing protein. Lineage: Eukaryota; Fungi; Basidiomycota; Agaricomycetes; Agaricales; Omphalotaceae. The record is from RefSeq and is a predicted model, not a curated record. The transcript has 2 exons. Gene Ontology annotation, cellular component: ESCRT II complex. The coding region runs from base 1 to 813 and encodes 270 amino acids. Gene Ontology annotation, biological process: protein transport to vacuole involved in ubiquitin-dependent protein catabolic process via the multivesicular body sorting pathway.